AUGGGAGUCGACACAAACUUGAUAUCCAUAUCGAGGAGGGACUCCGCCGCAAGGCGUCGAGGAGACAUUAGCGCGUCAACUCCGGGAGGUGGCGACGCGGCAAGCGGUGCCGGCGGUUACCGACGUCCAGUACUGGAAAUUCUUGCAUGCUCACGUGCAGCCGACCUGCACGAAGAAGAGGAAUGCAAUCAAGUCGAACUUGAUCAUUCACGUCCGCCGAUAGAAUCUGUUGACGGUUACAUCAACGGAAAUACGUUCAAAACCGAGCCUGGACGAGAAACAGGUGAAGCCGGGUUUCACAAGAAGAAAAAAUGA
Molecule: messenger RNA, 315 nt
Organism: Phytophthora nicotianae INRA-310
Lineage: Eukaryota; Oomycota; Peronosporomycetes; Peronosporales; Peronosporaceae
Exons: 1
Coding region: 1-315 (104 amino acids)
Source: RefSeq, a predicted model, not a curated record